Cantharellus anzutake is the source of this 751-nucleotide messenger RNA. RefSeq lists its product as uncharacterized. The coding region runs from base 67 to 528 and encodes 153 amino acids. NCBI's taxonomy places the organism in Eukaryota, Fungi, Basidiomycota, Agaricomycetes, Cantharellales, Hydnaceae. The transcript is spliced from 4 exons. The record is from RefSeq and is a predicted model, not a curated record.
CCAUGCGUCCGUGACCAUCCUUCGUGGCUCGAUGACAUCGACCAGCUUAACUCGUUCAGGAGAGGCAUGCUUCAGGCCGUAAAGUUGAGUAGACGGAAUCGCCACCAAGUUCCUCGGCAGAGUCCCACGCUCCGCCACGGUGGAGGGCUGCCUAGAAAUACAAUUUCUCCCUCUGGACACGAUAGUUAUUCUCAUUCGGAGACCGCAUUCGUUGAUAACCCUAUUGCGCGAACGGACAUCGCCGCGCCACAUCCUCCGUAUGAAGAGCAGCUUCAACUACCUUUUAGCAUCAUUCCUUAUUGCACGCCACCCACGUCGAUUACGAGCACCGACGCAGCCAACUUCUUUGUCGACUACCUCCGCUCUUAUCACCCUUAUGUCCGACGAAUCGUCAUUGAGACGGAUGACCGAUCACGGUCUGUUAGCACCCUCGAAGGUGAGGCCGCUCAAAUCAACAUGAUAGGCUCGAUGGGUCAUCAGGCGAUGGUGCAUAUCUCAAGAUGCCCGCGCCAAGCUCAAUUCGCCUGACUUCAAAAACAGCAUUUCUCAUCGUUCGGGGGUAUCUAUUUGCUCAUGACCUUUCGGGUGACGGUUAGACGACACGUCCAUGACUCGAAACGCUUUCUACGAAUGUUACGACUGGCGCUUGUUCUUACGUACUGCAUACGACGACUUAUAUUUAUGUAUAAUAUUGGAUAUAACCUUGUUCAGACGUCAAAUCAUAAUCAUAAUAAUAAUGUGGCUUGGCGAA